AUGAAAAGUACUUCACGAACGACUCCGGUAACUGAUCAAGCAUUAAAGCAUAAUUCAAAACAAGAUCUAGCAACAGAUUUAACUGACGUUUCAAUAAUUUCUGUUGGCUUAACACGUUAUCCACAUCAUAAUCAUAGAAUGCUUACAGACGACGAAGAAGAUAUUGAAGUUGAUGAAACAAGUGAUGAAGAAGAAGAUGCUGAUGAAGAUGAUGAAAUUCCAUCACCAUUUAUUUCUCAUUCACAUUUAUCAUUAAGUAGUAAUAAUAAUGAUGAUAUAGAUAUUGGUCCUAUUGAUCCUGAUACACAAGCUAAAUUAGCAGCAAUUCUUGAAGCAACUGGUAUAACAAAUUCUCCUAUACCAGAAGAUUUUUGGCGUGAUCAACAAGUUGUACGUUUAUUAACAAGUAGUGUAACAAAUAAUUUUAAUGGUUUACAUGAAAUAGCAAAUGUUUUAUCAUCAUCAUCACUACCAUCAACAACAACAACAGCAACCUCAACAACAUUAUCACAAAAUGAAAAAAAAUCAAAAUUAAUUAAUAAAGAUUCCGGUGUACUUCUUCGUGCAUGUGUAAAUAAUGAUCUACAUACAGUUGAAAAAAUUCUUCAAACAAAAAAUAUAAAAGAAUAUUUACAUGAUAUUAAUGAAGAUGGUGAUAGCAUAUUAUCGUUAGCUUGUUCAAAUGGUUAUACAGAUUUAGUUGAACUUAUAUUACGUACUAUACCUGAUAUUGCUGUUGAUGAUAGAGGAAAUAAACAAGAUUGUACACCAUUAAUGGAAGCUUGUAAUGCUGGUCAUUAUGAAAUCGUUGAACUUUUAAUAAAAAAUAAAGCAAAUGUAAAUAUACAAUCAACAUCUGGAAAUACAGCAUUACAUUAUGCAGCUGGAGGAGGUUAUGUUGAUAUUGUUCGGCUUUUACUUAAACAUGGUGCAAAAGUUGAAGAAACUAAUGAAAAUGGUCAUACACCCUUGAUGGAAGCAGCAGGUGGUGGACACGUAGAAGUUACUCAAAUGUUACUUGAUCAUGGUGCUGGUACUAAUAAUCAAUCAAAAGAUAAAAAUGGAAAUAAAACUGAUGAAUUACAUACAGCUUUAAUGGAAGCUUGUAUGGACGGUCAUGUUCAAGUAGCAAAAUUAUUACUUGAUCAUGGUGCUGAUGUUAAUAUGCCACCUGAUAGUUAUGAAAGUCCAUUAACAUUGAGUGCAUGUGGUGGUCAUUUUGAACUAGCUUCAUUACUUAUUGAACGUGGAGCAAAUUUAGAAGAAGUUAAUGAUGAAGGUUAUACACCAUUAAUGGAAGCAAGUAGAGAAGGACAUGAUGAAAUAGUGAGUUUACUUGUUUCGAAAGGAGCUAAAGUUAAUCGAACAACUGAAGAAGCACAAGAAACUGCACUGACAUUGGCAUGUGCCGGCGGAUUUUUAGAAGUUGUAAAAAUUCUUCUAUCGAAUGCAGCUGAUAUAAAUUUGGGUCAAUCAACACCUCUUAUGGAAGCAUCACAAGAAGGACAUAUUGAACUUGUUCAAUAUUUAAUCGAAAAUGGUGCAAAUGUUAAUCAAACAACUCGAGCUGGCGAUACAGCAUUGGGUUAUGCUUGUGAAAGUGGACACACAGAAGUAGCUGAAAUAUUACUUAAUGCCGGUGCACAUAUUGAUGAAGCUGAAAAUGAAGGACGAACACCAUUAAUGAAAGCAUCACGAGUAGGACAUACAUGUACUGUACGAUAUUUAAUAUCUAAAGCGGAUGUUAAUCGUUCAACAAUAACGAAUGAUGCAACUGUUCUUUCAUUAGCAUGUGCUGGUGGUCAUUUUGAAUUAGCAACAAUUUUAUUAUUAAAUGGUGCUGAUCCAAAUCAUUUACUUAAAGAUCGAUCGAAUUGUUUGAUUGAAGCAGCUAAAGGUGGCCAUACAGCUAUUGUUCAAUUAUUACUUGAGUAUCCGAAAAGUAUUUUAAAUUGUACAAUAAAUUCUGUUGAAACGAAUGAUGAAAAUAUUAAUGAUGAUGAUGACGAUGAUGAUGAUGAUGAUGAUGAUGAUGAUGAUGACGAGAAUUUAACAGUAACAAUGCCAAAUUCAUUUCCAUUACCAUCACCACCAUUAAAUGAUUCAAAUUUAAAAAUUGAUGAUGAUGAAAAAUCUAAUGAAAUAAAUAAUUCAUCAUUUACAUUAUUUGAACGUUUAGAAAAAAUUGUUCCAAGAAAUAUUCUUGAAGUACUUAAAACAGUUGAAGUUGAUUCGAAUGAAUUACAUGGAAAUAUUGAUACAACAGAUAUUUCUACAUAUCCAUGGCCAAAUACAGAUCGAUUACCAUCACCAAUUAAUGAUGAAGCAUCAUCAAAUAAUACAGAUCAAGCAAAAAAACUUUAUUUAUUAGAACAACUUCAACAUGUCGAAAAAGAAUUACAUGAUAAAGCUCAACAACAUUUAAAACUUAAUCAAGAAUAUCGUCAACAAGUAAAUGAUUAUAUUAAUUUAAAUUCUUCUUCAACAUCAAAUCCAUCAGCAAUAACGAAAAAAAAACGUACAACAUCAUCAUCGUCUGCAUCAAGUUCUUCAUCAUCAUCUAAACAUGAUGAUCAAACUAAUUCAUCAACAAUAUUACCAAAUCCAAGUCAAACAAUAAAUUUUUUUUCUACAUCAUCUAUUGAAUCUGAUCAAUGUUCAUCGAUUCCAUCAUCACAUCAUCAUCAUCAUUCAAAAAUAAAAAAAUCUUUCAAUAGACAAUUAUCAAAAUAUGAUCGUCGAUUAGAACAUUAUAUUAAUGAUAAUCAAACACAUCUAGAUGAAAUGAAUAUACAUUUAAAAAAUCUUAAAUUAAUGUCAUCAUCAUCAUCAACAGAAUCAACUCCAACAAAAAAUCCUAUGCGUAUUAAUACAGAUAAACAAAAAGCAUUCGAACAUUUACGUCAAUUAGCAAGUUAUCCAUCAACACUUGAACGAAUACAAACAUUAGCUAAUAAUCCAAAUAUAAUAAAAGAAAUUCAAAAAUUUGCUAAUCAAAAGCCAUUUAUUGAACAAUUAAAAGCAUUACAACAGACAACAACAACAACAACAACAACAACAACAACAGCAGAAAAGAUUACAACAUCUGCUGAUCAAGAUUCAACAGUAACAACUUCUCAACAAUGUCAAAAUUUAAUCAUAGAUACUAAUGAUUUACCUUUACCAGGAACAUCUUCAACUAAUAAUCGUCAUUCAGUAUGUUGUGCUGAACAUUCAUCACAAUUAAUAAAUUCUUCAUCAAACAUUUUAUCUCAUUUACGUUUUCAAAAUCGUAUUGAUGUUGAUUGUGAAACUGAAUCUAAUCAUGAUACAGCAUUGACAUUAGCAUGUGCUGGUGGACAUGAAGAACUUGUUCUUUUAUUAUUACAACGUAAUGCAAAUAUUGAACAUCGAGAUAAAAAAGGUUUUACACCAUUAAUCCUUGCAGCUACGGCUGGUCAUGCAAGUAUUGUGUCAAGAUUAAUUGAACAUGGUGCAAAUAUUGAAGCUCAAUCAGAACGUACAAAAGAUACAGCACUAUCAUUAGCAUGUAGUGGAGGACGACAAGAUGUUGUAGAAGUUUUAUUGAAAAAUGGAGCUAAUCGAGAACAUAGAAAUGUUUCAGAUUAUACUGCUUUAAGUCUUGCUGCUUCUGGUGGUUAUGUAGCUAUUAUUAAAUUAUUAUUAAGUUAUGGUGCAGAGAUAAAUUCAAGGACUGGUAGUAAAUUAGGAAUUACUCCCUUAAUGCUUGCUUCAAUGAAUGGACAUGUAGCAGCAGUGAAACUUUUAUUAGAUAUGGGUGCUGACAUAAAUGCUCAAAUUGAAACAAAUCGCAAUACAGCAUUAACUUUAGCUUGUUUUCAAGGACGAGCUGAAGUUGUUUCAUUAUUAGUUGAUCGUAAAGCUAAUAUUGAACAUAGAGCGAAAACAGGUCUUACGCCUCUUAUGGAAUCUGCAUCUGGUGGUUAUGUCGAUGUUGGUCGAGUUCUAUUAGAACGAGGUGCUGAUGUUAACGCACUACCAGUACCAACUUCGAAAGAUACUGCUUUAACUAUUGCUGCUGAUAAAGGUCAUCAUAAAUUUGUUGAAUUAUUACUUCUUUAUGGUGCAACGAUUGAUGUUCGAAAUAAAAAAGGUGCUACACCUUUAUGGCUUGCAUGUAAUGGUGGUCAUUUAGAAGUUGUUCAACUACUCAUAACACGUUUUGCAAAUCCAGAUUCAAGUGAUUUACGAAAAGUUUCUUGUUUAAUGGCUGCAUUUCGUAAAGGACAUAUUAAAGUAGUCAAAUAUUUAGUAAGACAAGUACGACAAUUUCCUUCAGAUACUGAUUGUCGUCGAUUGAUAAAUACAAUAACUGAUAAAGAUUUAUUAAAAAAAUGUCAAACAUGUAUGGAUCAAAUAAUGUCAGCUAAAGAACGACAAGCAGCUGAAGCUAAUAAAGCAGCUACUAAUUUAUUAAAAGAAAUUGAAUCAGAAAAAUCACGUGAACAAACAAAAAAAGAAGCUGCAGCUAAAAAACGUGAAAAACGUAAAGCUAAAAAGAAAGGAAAACAACAAACGACAACAAUCACAAACACCACCAUCAGCACCACCACAACAGCAACAGCAACAGCAACAACUAACGAACCAAUAACUAAAAUCGAUGAACAUGAACCCGAAGUUGAAGAACAUAAUGAAACAUCUUCAUCAAAUGCUGUUGUUGUUGAUGAUGAUGAUCUUCGUCUUAAAAUGGUUAAAACUGAUAGUGAGCAAAAACCUUCAUCAUCAGAACGAACAACAAAGCAAUUAACUAAUAAUAAAAAGAAAACAAAUACAAUGACAAGAAAAAUUGAACGUCAUCAAGAAAAUCUUGUAUCAAAAAUAAAACAAGAAACUUCAAUUAUUGAUGAUGGUUGGCAAGAAGUUAUUGGUAAACAAAAAAAAAUAACGAUUUCAUAUGAACAAUAUUCAAGAAUUAUUGGACGAUGUGGUCCCAAUUUAAAUAUGUUACGUGAAAUAACUGGAGCAUCAAUUGAUGUUGAAAAUAAACGAACGAUGGGAGAUAAAACUAUUUUAAUCAAAGGUAAUGGAGAUUCAAUAAAACAUGCACAUCAAUUAAUAACAGCUUUAUUGAAAAAUUCUGAAACAGAAUUAACAAAUCUUUUACCAUCAAAAAAUAAAUCACGAUCAACAACUGUUGCAUCAAAUCAUGAUAAUGAUGGUGAAAUACUGAGAACACAAAGAUCUAACACUGGACCAAAAUUACAAAAUAAUGAGUCAACAUUCUUCGAUACAUCAUCAACAUCUAGAACUAAUCCUCGUGUAUCAAAUCAAACAACUAAAAAAACAUCUUCAAAUAUAACAACUCGUUCAACAUCUUCAUCAGCUCCAAUAAAAACUCCUAAACCAAUAAUAUCUAUAGGUACAACAACAACAACAUGGGUCAAUUCUAAUCGAACUAAUCGUGCUAUAUCAUCUUCAUCAACAAAUAAUUCAACAACAAUAAAUUUACCAAACUGGACUCAUCCAAAAACUUCUUCAUCACAUAAUAAAACAUCUCAUUCAAAUCAUUAUCCAUACACAAAUUCAAUGAAUCAUCAUAGAAAUUAUUCAAAUAAUCCUCAACCAACAUUCUCAGAUAUAAAUCCAACAUCACCAAGUAAAUCAAAUGUUUCAACUUCAUACCAAAUGCCACCACCAACAUCAUCAUCCUCACUACUGGUUGCUGCAUCAUCCUCCACACCUCCACCACCACCAUCUACUACAACAACAACUACAGGAGAAUAUAAUCCAUUUGCUUCAAAUAUUUUAACAACAUCUAUUGUUGAUGUUCUUACUAAAACAAAAGAACCAACAAAUCAAUCAGGAAUAAUUAAUGAUGAGUCAAUAACAAAAAUGAAUUUUGCUAAUGUUGCUAAGAUGAAUGUACCUAAUAAACAAUCUCAUCAAGAAUCAAUUCUUCUAACAAUGAAUGAAUCAACAUCUUCAUCUUUACAAUCAGAUCCAAAAAUAGCUCCUGGUUAUCGUGGUUUAUCAUCAUCAUCAUCAACAACAACAACAUCAAUUAUAAUUCCACCAACAAAUUUUGAUUCAUUAUCACCAACAUCACAAAUAAAUCGUGCACCUGGUUCAAAUCGUAUUCAUCAAUCAAUUUCACCUUCAUUAACAAAAAUUCCGCUGGAUCAAAAUGGACAAACAGGUUCCUCAACAACAUCAUCAACAUCAUCAUCUCCAUCAUCAUUGAAACAACAAACAAGUCAUUUUAUUCAAUCCCAAUCAUUAUUUUCAACAUUGGAUCAACAAAAACCUUUUGGGCCUAUUGGUUCACAUCGUACAACAAUAUCAACAGAUGAAAUUCCUCUUCAAAUGCCACAAAAAUUUUCACCUAAUCCUCCUCCUCCUUCUGCUUCCAUCUAUCAACAAACAUUACUUAAUAAUCCAUCAUAUUCAAAUCGAUCAAGUCUUAAUCCAAGUGCACCAGAAUUUCAAGGACCAUUAUCAUCAAAUAUAAUGAAUAUAGCUCGUCUAAUGGAACAACAACAAAAACAGCAACAACAACAACAGCAAAUUUACUCAAAUAUUCCUCCAACACGUUCAUGUCAACAAUCAGAUAUUGAAGCAAUUCAACAUGUACAAAAUCAAGUUGUACAUUUUUAUCAUUUACAAACAAAUCAACAACAACACCUUGCUCAACAACCACUUCCACCACCACCACAAUUACCAACAACAUUACAAAUAGCAAAUAUAUUAGCAUCUAGAGGACAAUUACCACAAGAUACAAAUCAAGCAGCAGCACUUGUUGCAAGUUAUUAUUAUACUAAUUUUCUAUCAAGAACACAACCGACGAACAAUAAUAUUUCUUUAUCACCGAAUGUAAAUACAAACAGUGAUGAUAUACCAUUAACUUCAGUUGAUCCGACUGUUAUCAUUUCUAAUAGUAAUCAUUCAACCGGUCCUUCAUUAUCGUCUACAAGUACCGGUAAUGACCACAAAAUGGUACCAGCCGCGAUCGGUAGUGAACGUAAACGUCAUAUGCCAACAUCAACCACUGUUGUUCCUCCGAUGAUCAUCAGUGAUUGGUCUUCCGUAUCUAAACAACCAUAUCCUUAUCCACAACAACAACAACAACAACAACAACAACAGCAGCAGCAGCAGCAGCAGACACGCGAUUAUCCGCGAUAG
Messenger RNA from Rotaria sp. Silwood2, 7140 nucleotides. NCBI's taxonomy places the organism in Eukaryota, Metazoa, Rotifera, Eurotatoria, Philodinida, Philodinidae. The record is from the annotation of a GenBank genome assembly.